This is a messenger RNA of Pelagomonas calceolata, 1204 nucleotides long. NCBI's taxonomy places the organism in Eukaryota, Pelagophyceae, Pelagomonadales, Pelagomonadaceae. The record is from the annotation of a GenBank genome assembly.
CGCUUUUUGCGCGGCCGAGGCUUAAAAAACGGUCGCAUAGAUGGCCAGAGCCGGCCGCCGGGCGCGCCAGCGCGCGCGCGCAUUGGCUUCUCGAAGGCUGGCCCAGCAGCGUGCUGAGCAGCGCGGCGCGAAGCGUGAACGCCUGGAGCGUGCCCGGCGGCGUCGACAGGAACUGAUCCGUCGCCACGGUCCGCUAGGGCCUGUUCUCCAGAGGCUGGAUGAUGACUCCGACUCGUCCUCGAGCUCUGGCGACUCGUCCUCCGACGAAUCCUCCGACGACGACAGCCGCGUCGACGAGCAAGCAUUAUCACCGACUGCGAUCUUCAACGCGUAUGCGUCUACCGGGCGCUAUAGAAGACUUGUCGAUUAUCUGCGGCGCAAUCCCAGCAAGAUGAGACUUCUCGAGGGCAGUCUACUUAAUGCAAGCCAAGGUCCUGGCUGGGUGGGGCUUGCGACCCAAUUCAACGAAUUCGGACAAACGAUGUUGCACCACGCGGCUCAACUGGAAGAUCCAGCGAUUGCUUCGAUGCUGCUGCGGUACGGUGCUGACCCGAAUGCAAGCGAAGAAGGAGAUUCAACGCCGUUGCAUUACGCGGCUGAGACCAGCUCCUAUCGAACCUUGGCAUGCUUGCUGGAUAACGGUGCGGAAGUUGAUGCGCAAGAUGACAUGGGAGCCACUCCGCUUAUGUUGGCUGCUGAAGAGAACAGCCGGGAAUGUUGCGUCGCGCUCAUCGCGGCAGGCGCCAAUGUCCACUACGAGGACGAGGACGCGGCCUCGGCUUUGUUCUACGCCGCGACCGAGCACAAACAUCCCCGGUGCAUCGUCCCACUCCUGGAUGCGGGCGCGGAAGCCUCGGUCGACAUACUGCAGGGGACGGUGCACGAUGGCAGCCCGCGUGGGCUCCAUCCGCUCCUACGCGUACCCCCUGCGACUGACGCAAACUUCAAUAUGCGGCGGUUCAUCGACUCCAGGCGGUUGAUUUUGGGUAACCGACGUCACAGCUGGGUAACCUACGACCCCAAGGCGAUGCGAGUGAACUUGCCCUACCUCGAACGAGUCUUUGCAGCGGGCGGUAUAUUUCUCUACGAACGCGACGAGCGGCGCAGGCUUGUGAGUCUUCUCCGGCGUCACGUCGCCCCGCGCGCGCCCGACGACGUCCUCCACGUCAUCAUGUCGUUCUGGGGUCAUCCGGGAAGCUACUAA